AUGCACUCACAAAAGGGACAUAAACCAAUAUACGGCAGUUUUAAUAACAGAGAAGAAAUUGACACAGUAAUAACAAAAGCCGGAAUACAAUUAUCAUUCAAGGUACCACAUAAUAUAGGAUUUCCGUCUCUGUCAAGAGAUGGUAAAAAAGAAAAGACGUUUUCUUCCAAACCUCAAAGCCGAGGAACAGGAAAGAAACAGAUAAAUUAUUCUGGAUCAACAAUAAAAUCAAAAAAUCCGUCAAUAACAUCACAAGAAUCGAAUACCAUCAUAUCUUGCACCAAUCGAGGAGUUUCCUCCACCAACACAUCAAUAACGAUAAAUAAUCAAUCAACUUCGCAUCCUUCUACACAACCUUCUACGCAUCGUCAACCCCUCAAAGAUAACAAAAAUUCAAUAACAGUUAAUAAACAAUCAUCAAUUCCUUCUUCUAGAAAUUUCAUCGAGAAUUCCUCUCAAAAAUAUGACGUUACAAAGAGUAAACCCAACUUAAAUGACAACAAAUUAACAACAAACAAAAAUCCUCAUACAAUUAUUAACAAUGGGUUUCCACCUCUUGGAAAUUCAACCACAAAUGAUGGAAAACCUCAAUCGAACAAUAUUCCUAACAACAUUAACAACAUUUCUUCCAUUUCUUCCGUUUCUUCCGCAAACUCCGUUUCUAAAGAUUCUAAUUCAGCUGUAGAUGGUAACCCAUCAAAUCUGAAAAGUGCAAAUAAUAGCAAAUCUUCAAUAAAAAGCUGGGCGGAUUUAUUGAAGACAUAUCAAGACCCAACGACUAUAACUGUAACAAAUUCCUCCAAGCCUACUGUAACCAAACAACCCACAUUAUCUAAUAAAAAUGAAAAACCUGCACAAUCUUUACAAAAUGGAAAAUCUAAUGUAGGAGGUCUCGUUGGGGUGUUGUCGAAUUAUGAGCUUUCGUUACACAGAGUUGAAAUGCAACCUCGCGGUUUAGUAAAUUUAAAUAAUACUUGUUUUAUGAACGCGAUUUUACAAACUCUUUUCCAUUGCCCGCCAUUUUAUAAUUUACUAGCGCGUAUUGGGAAAGAAGUAGCUCAUAGCUUUAAGAGCAAAACGCCUCUAGUAGAUUCAUUGGUAAUGUUUAUAAAUGAAUAUAGACAAUCUAAAAAUAAUGAAACAGAAUUCGGAGAGCCUAUUUUGCCCGAUUAUGUUUACAAUGCCUUGCGAAGCCUCAAGAAAUUUGAGAAAGGUCGACAUCAAGAUGCCGAGGAAUUUUUGGGAUAUUUACUUGAUGGAUUGCAUGAAGAAUUCCUGACAGUUUUCAAGCCUGGCGGUGAAUCGAAGAAUGCUUAUUCUAAUCAAAUACUAAAUGGGCAAGCUGAUUCAAAAGGCGAUGGUUCCGAAGAACCUUGGAUGGAAACCGAUGUUGAAGAAUCACCGAUUAGUCAUAUCUUUUGUGGGCAUUUUCGAUCCGUGCUUCGCAAAGGCAGUAAUGAUUCGAUAACUCUUGAACCGUAUCAAUCAUUGAAACUUGAUAUCCAGCGCGAUGAUGUAAAAACUAUUGGUGAUGCUCUUAAAAAUUUUACCAUGCCCGAGGAAGUCGAUGAUCUUCACUUGUCAAAAAAGGGUUUGGUUCGUGUGACAAAGCAAGUAUAUUUUGAAAAACUCCCUCCAGUUCUCACACUUCAUCUUAAGAGAUUUUUGUAUGAUAUGGGUGGCACUCAAAAGUUAAAUAAGCAUAUUAGCUAUUCAACGACUUUGUCUAUUCCACCAGAAUUGAUGGCUCCUAGUCGGAAAUCGAACGUUGCUAUAGAAUAUCAACUCUUUGGCGUGGUGUAUCAUCACGGAAAUUCCGCUGGCGGAGGUCAUUAUACUGUAGACGUCCUUCGACAUGACAAUGAAUGGAUUCAUAUUGACGACAGCACGAUAUCGCCAAUUUCGGAAGGUGAAGUUUCUGUAGAUGGAAGUUCUAACCAAUCAUCAGAUCGAUCAGCAUACAUUUUAUUUUACAUGCGAAAAAAUUAA
Messenger RNA from Diversispora eburnea, 1989 nucleotides. Lineage: Eukaryota; Fungi; Glomeromycota; Glomeromycetes; Diversisporales; Diversisporaceae. The record is from the annotation of a GenBank genome assembly.